Aedes aegypti (yellow fever mosquito) is the source of this 2507-nucleotide messenger RNA. RefSeq names its product protein nessun dorma (gene nesd). Bases 216 to 2213 code for a protein of 665 amino acids. Gene Ontology annotation, biological process: spermatogenesis; male meiosis cytokinesis. Lineage: Eukaryota; Metazoa; Arthropoda; Insecta; Diptera; Culicidae. The record is from RefSeq and is a predicted model, not a curated record. The transcript is spliced from 2 exons.
CUCUCAUAAUCAGUCAGUAAAAGUCAUCCACAUAAAACAAACGUCUCUCGCAGUGAAAGUUCUAGCACCAAAAACUACUAUCGAAAAAACUAACUUGUUAACGGUUUAUCUAUCGUGCUGUUCCAAUUGUCGUGCAGAUAUUUGGUGAUUCUAAUUGCUUGUGCAUAAAUUUCAUUAAAAAAAGUGUACGUUCAUUGAAUUUCACAUCUAAAACCAUGGAGGUGUACGAGUUCGAGAAAUCGUUGCUGACCCGGCUGCAGGAAACGUCGGAUGUGUUGUGUGCUCGGGGAAUCGCCCUGCCGGCAUCGGAGGUACGAACCGAGUGGGCUAACUAUGUCGAGAUGGCCAUCGAACCGACGGGGUGGCAAGCGCAGUGGCGCAUUCCGCGCGUUAUGUGCGAAGAGCUGUCGCUCAAGUUUCCCACCCUGGUGGUCGGAACGGUGGAACAGGUUCUGUUCGAUGAACUGAAGGCGAUUCUGGUUGUGGAAGCGGUCCAGGACGAUGAUGUGCAUAUGCCGGAACGGCAGGUGGUAGCCCUGGAAGAACUGUGGCCUCUGAAGGAGCAGGAGAACGAUGCGUUGAAUGUGGACCGGACGGCGGAUUGUUUGGAUCGGUUGAGAUUUUUUUAUCAGCAUGUUUGGAUGCCUUGGGACAACGACGAGGACGAUGAUGGAAGCGACUGGGCCGAGAAAAAUCUGUACGAUAGGGUCAAGUUCUACUACGACGUUAAGAAGCGGGUCAUGUCCAAACGCUUGGUUUCUCACGUGAUGGCUUUGCUGGCCGAGGCCAAUUACGUGCAAAAGAAGCGGGAACUCCUCGAGAUGGAAGUGGACGAAGAGGACGAAAACGAUUCCGAGGGGGAAGUGGAACACGAGAACAAAAGGGCCAAUAAGCUGGUUGAGCUGCAUCUGCGGCUGAAUGUUAUCAAAAACGAGAUGAAGAUCCUGGAGGACCCAACACUGAGGGAUGCCUUCGAAAAGGUACGUUUCGGAUCCCCAGACGAGAAGCAAUCCAGCGAAGAGGCCUCGAUUGUGGUCCACACGGGUACCCUAGACCAGCACAUUAAUUAUCUCACCACGGCCAAAUCCAUCGUCGGAUCUAGCAAAACCGUUAGAAUCUGCGAUUCGCUACAAGGGGCUCUGGAUAAAUGCGCAGCCUCGAAUGAGCUCUAUCUUCCCCCUGGCAAGCAUCCGAUUAAGUUCCUCGAGUAUCUGAAUGGGGGUGGACUGCUAAAAGCAGUGACCUCCGUUCGAUUUGUAAAUGCCUGCCAGGCAGGACAGCUUCAGCAGCUGGUCAAAGAUGCGGCGAUGAUCUGCUCCAAGGACGAUGACAGCGUGCUUCUGAAUGUGGAUGGCGACUACUGCUUCGAGAACGUCAUGCUGGACUGCGUCAAUGUGCGGACCGGUGUCCUCGUCAAGCAAGGAAACGUUACUUUUAGGAAUUGCUACCUGAUGGGUGACGCGGAAUCCAGCACCAAGCAAGGAAUUGUGGUUUUCGGCAACUCUCGAAUAACUCUUCAGAACUGUGUGCUGAAGGACUUUUCGACUGGUAUAUAUGCUAAUGAAAACUGCCAAAUCUGUCUCAAAGACAGUGUCAUUCUGGAGUGCACUCGGGGUGUCGAAAUCCUGUCUGGAGGAAAUGUCCGAUUCCAGUCAUCGGAAGUUCGUAAUUGUAAAUCGUACGGAGUUCUUCUGGAAGUGGAUGACCUUAAUACCUCGCAGGACAGCGAACAGACCCGACAAGUGUGCAAUGAUUACAACGAAAUCGGUCGAAGUGAGCUAAGCUUCGAAGGCAGCUGCAGUUUCCGAGAUAAUGGCAAGGCUAAUUUCAUCAUUUCCAAGACCGGAAGCGCUAAAUUCAACAACUCGUGUUUUGUGGAACAAGCAACGCCGUCGAAUGUAAGUAAUCGCAUAUGCAAUAAUGAAUCGGAUAGAGCAUUUGAGACUGUACCGGAUGGGCACCUAAUCGACUACAAAGGACAAUUGGACAACGUGGGGAAACUACUGUGGGGAGGGAACCAGACUAAUGGGAAUGGGUUCGACCAUAAUGACAUCAGCACCGCUAGCAGUACCGACAACGACGGGACCGAUCUCUACUCGACUGUGAACGAUAGAUCAGAGUGUACAACAACCAGCGGUACUUCAAGCUGUUCGGCAGCGUUCGAAACCAGUGCCGUCAUAGAAAUUGAGGAGUCCGUUAUUGAAAUUGAUUGAGGGGUUGUGCUUGUUUUGAGGAGAAUAAUAAAUACCGGUAAUUAAUUGUGCAUUUGAAUGAUUUGGGUUCUUACGAAUAACAACUUGUAUGUGACAGACAACGAGAACGACUUUAAAAGAAAAAGUGUUUACUGCAUGUACAGUAAUAAAUGUUUGACCAGACUUUGACCAGAACUUAUCGACAAAUAACUGACAUACUUAAAUCAAACAUUAGGAAAAUAGAUAAUUCAGCAAUUAUGUAGGAACAGAAUUACCAUAAUUAUACUGUUAUUAUUCCCAGCCUCGUUAACCAUA